UCCUAAGGCAGUAAAUACUUUUAAUAUUUUAAAAAGUUUAUGGUAAGACGGUAUUUCAGUAUAUGUAUGUGGUUAUAUAUGCACAUGGCUUGUAAUAAAAGAAGGAAGUUAACACAAAAUAUGUCAGACCCAAUUGAUUAUAUUGACUUAACGGUAGAUUCACCAAAAGAUAUGUCUUUAAAAUUACGAAACCGAAAUAUUGAAAAUAUAUCGAAUAAUAAUACUACAACAAAAUCACGAAAACGUAACACUAAACGACAAUUACCACAGCUUCAAGAUUCUGUCUUAGAAAUACCAGUUGAAAAUACAUGCAAUGAUGCACAAGCAAUGGAAAUCAUAGAUCUAGACAAUAAUAGUACACCACAACAGACUGGAAUAUGCUAUGUUAAUGACUCUGGGCAAAGAAACUUAGUUGUUUUAACCUGUCCAAUAUGUUAUGAACAAUUAUCUUCUAAAAUGAAACCUAUGUCUACUCCUUGUGGACAUAUAUUUUGUACACAAUGUUUAAAAUUAGCUCUACAUAAAACAAAAAGAUGUCCGACUUGUCAAAAAAAUAUCAAAUUGCCAUCUUGUAACCGUUUAUACUUUUAA
Molecule: messenger RNA, 591 nt
Organism: Eufriesea mexicana
Lineage: Eukaryota; Metazoa; Arthropoda; Insecta; Hymenoptera; Apidae
Product: E3 ubiquitin-protein ligase RNF4
Exons: 3
Coding region: 40-591 (183 amino acids)
Source: RefSeq, a predicted model, not a curated record